AUGAAUUGUUUUAACGCGUUUUUCGUUUUCAUGUCUAUAGUGUUUCUCGUAGAGUGCGGGGAACUCUUUGAUAGACAUAGUGGAAAGAAAAUACACGAACCGGACUGUGCAAGGCAAUGUUCAAUCGAGGUGAAUCCGUGCACCCCACACGAGGGCAGCCGCGUCGAUGGCACGUGCAACAACUAUAAACACCCCACAAGGGGCUCCGCCAGAGGCCCCUACUUGAGGAUGCUCAAGCCGGAUUAUGGACAUAUGGGUACACUUCGAGAGAACAAACAUGGAGGAUCUCUUCCCUCAGCGAGGAAGGUCAGAACCACCCUGCAGACUACUGGUCGGGUGGUGGACAAGAAGACCUUCAACAUGGCCGCAGCCACCUUCAUGGAGUUCGUCGGUAGCGAUGUCAGCCAGAUCAAUGGGCCAUUGGACUACCUAAGGAAAAGGACUUACUGCUGCCACCAUGAAGGCAAAAAGGACCCUCGAUGCGCGCCCAUCCCCAUUCCCCACGAUGACCCCUACCUUCGCGUGACAGACCUGCACUGCAUGAACUACUCAAGGAUCGAAACGUUCCAAGACAUCGGCUGCAUUCCUCAUGAUACGCAACCAGAACAAAUAAACGAGCAAACACCGUUGCUGGACCUCUCAACGAUUUACGGAGUUGACGACGAACACCUGAAUUCUAUUCGGAUGUAUGAGCAUGGUUUACUGAAGGAGGAGAAGAGAAGAGACCGCCAUGUACCCACCAACGAGACGCGAGAUGUGUGCUUCCAGAACAGAGGGCACCAUCCCAUUUGUUAUAAGUUUGGUAACUCUGAGGUCGCCAACUUCGACUUACCAAGAACAAUGCUAAGCAUCUACUUCUACCGGGAGCACAACAGGAUCGCUCGGGAGUUGCACGAGCUCAACCCGUGCUGGAAGGACGAGAAACUCUUCCAAGUGGCGCGGCAGAUCAACAUUGCCACCUUUGCCAACAUCAUGCUUUACGAGCUUCUACCAGUUCUGAUGGGUCGCAAGAACUUGGUGCACAACGGCCUUAUGUCUGAACAUGUUGAGUACGUAAACGCUUACGACGAGAGCAUGGAGCCGCUUGUGUACGCCGAGUUCGAGCUGGCCAAACGAUUCUUCCGUACCAUCUGGGAUGGAAGGCUGAAGAAAUACAACGACGACUACCACUACGUCGGCGAAUUCUCGUACAGUGACACGUUCUUCAGACAAGAGCUCAUUGAACAGCACUCGAACUUCGAAGAGCUGAACCGUGGCCUUUUCUACCAGAAUGCCGCUCAGAUUGAUGACAUACAAGACCCUGAUGUUUCCGAAAAGGCUUACGGAGAGAUACUCAAGGCCCACGACCGUGUGGCGGUAGACAUCCAGAGAGGCAGAGACUUCGGUCUGCCAGGGUACACCAGCUACAGGCACGUGUGUGGCCUCAAACCAGUCAAGCAUUUCCACGACCUUUUGGAUGUUAUGAGUGCUGAGAAAAUGGAAGCCCUCAUGAGUCUGUACCAAGACGUCGACGACAUCGACCUGAUGGCUGGCAUCAUGGCCGAAGACCUGAUGCACGGCACCUUCGUCGGACCGACCUUGUACUGCAUCCUGGCCAGGCAGAUGUACCUGUUCAGAUUUUGGUUCGAGAGGGGACAGCAGUACACCAGCUUUACUCUACCUCAACUGCACGAGAUCAGGAAGACAAACAUGGCGCGCCUGGCGUGCGACAACGCAGAGGGCAUCACGCAUAUCCAGCCGCAGGCGCUGCUCAAUGUGGGACAUGGAAACGACCAUGUCCCGUGCAACAAGAUAGCAAAGGCUGACCUAUCGAAAUGGUACGACGACUCCUGUCACCACAGCCAUGACUACAAACCCUAUGGAGACGACUACAAACCCUACGGAAACUACCACAGCCAGCCUUACUACGGACCUAGAGUCAGUAGCUACUACUCCCGUUAUCAGUAA
Ostrinia nubilalis (European corn borer) is the source of this 1947-nucleotide messenger RNA. Its product is annotated as peroxidase-like. Bases 1 to 1947 code for a protein of 648 amino acids. Lineage: Eukaryota; Metazoa; Arthropoda; Insecta; Lepidoptera; Crambidae. Gene Ontology annotation, biological process: response to oxidative stress. The transcript is spliced from 12 exons. The record is from RefSeq and is a predicted model, not a curated record. Gene Ontology annotation, molecular function: heme binding; peroxidase activity.